AUGGAGAUCUCAUCUUUUGCUCAAAGUGAAAUCCCCAAGAAUAGCACGGUAUUCACCUUGUCAACUUCCAGCGAUCUCAAGAUCCUGAUCACCGAGUCGAUUGAAGCGUACCCGCAUCAGGAUAACGACCCGAGCGAUGCAGAGGAAGUGAGCCAAGAUUGUCCCGCAAGGUUUAACUCGCCACAUGCUCCCAUCAUUAGGACAGCUAUCUUCUACGUCAAAAAGUCGGCUCUCGCUGAAAACAAUGUCCUUCCCACAGACCUGGGCUGGAAGGGAGAAGUGCAAAAUGACACAAUCAGUCUCACAAUGGAUAGUAUCAGGGGCAUGGGUGUUUGGCUGGCCACCUUUCAUGGCCAAUUUACUCCUCAUCCAACUAUGUCCAUCGAAGAUAUCUGGGAUGCCAUCAAAGUCUGUGUUGAAUAUGACUUUGAUCGCACAAAAUUGAAACCUUGGUUCGCAGACUGGGUGGACAGAAUUCGCGAUGAGCAGCCCGUGAAGUGGAGUGACGCCAUGUUCAACCGCCAGCUCCUGUUCCCCUGUCACUUUUUUGACGACGCGGAAGGGUUCAAACACUUGACCAGAUGUCUGGUUUACAACACAAACAUGUUCUCUCAAAUCAAAGAGUCGAAGCCGAUUCUCUUCAACCGAGGGCAUCUUACUCCCAGAUUCGUCAUACAGCAACUCAAUGCGGUUAGGGAAAAGCUCCGCACGACCCUUCAAGGCCACGUUUCUGCAGAAGUCGAUAGGAACCUCCAACAGAAUCCGUGCGACUGCAAUGAGACCUCAAUCUGCGUAUACCUAAAGGAACUCAAUCGAAUUGGAAUUAGGCCAUGGGGGGACACAUUCUACAAAAGCAGCAUCAAGGAGAUCACCGACAGACUCGAACUAUUUGACAAGGCCCACAUUCGAAAGCUAAAUGUGAAGCCAUGCCAUUGCAAAUUCUCGCCGCAUUGCGGAUGCUCCAUUUCCUGGGAUGAGGUGAUCAAGAAAGCCCGCAACGAGACUCUCGAGUACUUUGAAGGUUUGUGCUUGGACUGUAUGAGGCGGUCUCCCAGGAAAGAUUCGAAGUACUGGAGACCUGAAAGUCACCAAGAAGAUUAUGACAAACAUUGCCGUAUUUAUCAUGGCAAGACAAGCUGGUAUUUCAGUUUCAUGGGGGAACGUUAG
This is a messenger RNA of Penicillium samsonianum, 1167 nucleotides long. RefSeq lists its product as uncharacterized. The record is from RefSeq and is a predicted model, not a curated record. The transcript is spliced from 2 exons. NCBI's taxonomy places the organism in Eukaryota, Fungi, Ascomycota, Eurotiomycetes, Eurotiales, Aspergillaceae. The coding region runs from base 1 to 1167 and encodes 388 amino acids.